This is a messenger RNA of Wasmannia auropunctata (little fire ant), 8078 nucleotides long. RefSeq lists its product as uncharacterized. Bases 390 to 7955 code for a protein of 2521 amino acids. The record is from RefSeq and is a predicted model, not a curated record. Gene Ontology annotation, biological process: proteolysis. The transcript is spliced from 10 exons. Gene Ontology annotation, cellular component: membrane. Lineage: Eukaryota; Metazoa; Arthropoda; Insecta; Hymenoptera; Formicidae. Gene Ontology annotation, molecular function: protein binding; serine-type endopeptidase activity.
UUCUGUCGUAGGGGAAGUUGCCGCGGAACGUACUGGUCGUCAGCGUUUCUCUCAGCGGUUCGUGACUUCCGUCCUCCGCGAGUUCACGUUUUGACUCCUUUAAUUUCAUCUCUCCGCUUCUUUCGUUCUUCGUUCUCCCUCCCCCGUUGUCGACGGUUCGUUCGCGAGUGAAACGUGCGCGCGAUUUUGGAAUUUCGAUACGUUACCAGUGACGAAAGAGAGAAAGAGAGAAAGAGAGAGAGAGAGAGAGAAAUUAAUCGUGUUUACCGGUGUACACUGUGCCAUGGGGAUCUAGGAACACCGGUCAGGAAACGAGACGCAUGACAGACGACACCAGGCGGGACGUUAUCAGGUGAGGGUUCAGCAGCUUUCGGCGACGCGAUCGAGAGAUGUCGGAUGCCGCCGGCACGGACAAUCCGGCGUUCGCCAGCGAGGACGAGUGCGUGAGCGGUUCCAAGUUGGAGAACGGCAGCCAGCAAGCGGCCUUGAACCAGGAUCGCAAGCCCUCGGCGGACAGCGGCGCGCCGGUAGAAAAUGGCCACCAGCGAUCCUUCAUCUCCCAGCACUACGUCGAGCCCAUUAAGCCGAGCUCGGAGCCGUGUUAUAAAACGGAAACGAGAAUCGAGGUGCCGGCCGAUAACACGGAGAAGAGCGUGCCGGAGCCGAAGCUCAACGGCGUCCACGGGAAUGGCAAUAACAACGACGCGAGUUUCCUCAACAACAGUGCUACGAGCGUGCAGAUCAACGAGUCCGGAAAGAAGGAGCAAAUCGAGGCCGUAAACCUGGAACUGGUCUCGAUGAGGCCAUACACGGGCAACAAUAUUCAGACGAAGGGUCAGGAAGCCUGCGAGGUACCAGCUGAUCCAUACGAGGAGUACUUCGUGCCGGUUAACGAGCAUCGAAAGUACAUCAGGGGCGAGAAACUUUACGUCACGAAGGACAAAAGGUCCAGAAAUUCGUACGGACGAAGAACGGUUUGGGGGUGUGCGCUGUUGGUCGUCAUAGUGAUCGCCGUGAUCAUCGCCAGUUUGGCCGCAGCUGGCGUAUUAUUCUCAGUACCGCCUACGGAACCCUUAGAGAACGUGGAAGAAAACAGCACUCUUCAAUUUAACGAAAUACAGCCGGCUGGAAGUCGAGAAUACGUGAAGGAUCCGCCGUUAAGUCCGCCGCCUUUAACCUCGACUUUCCCAUCGUGGCCUACGACUGAUGAAACGCUAUUCGACAUUGUACCGGAUGCUCUCGAUGGAACUUUGAGAUUAGACGAUUUUAAUUUGAAUGACGAUUUCAGCGAUAUUAAAUCACGAGUAUACAGACAAGUGAGCGCCGAGAUAGAGGAGCAUCUAGGGAACGUUCUUCGACAGGCGGGUGGCAAUUCUGUAAUCAAAGUAUACGACAUUAACAAGGAAGGCGAAGUAAGAUUCAGAAUAAGUCAUCCACCUCGGAACGCUCCCGACGAGAGUCAGGAGUACAUCGAGGAUGUAUUACGAAAAAAUGGUAACAUGAUCGGACAGUAUCAUUUGAAUAGACUUCACGUGGGAAAGCUUAUUGAUCAGUGUGAAUACGGCAAUCUCGAGUGCACCGGAAAUUGUAAAUACGAUUACCCCUCUGGCACAUUCGUGUGUAUUUGCAAAGCAGGAGAAAUGUUGCAUCACGAUGGCAAAACUUGUGUGGAUGACAGCGAUUUGAGUAAUGUCGAAAUGGACGACGUGAUGCCACAAUCCAGCACGGAACCAAUUAAUGAUUUCCAAGGUAGAAGCAGAAAUCCAAGCGAGGUAGAAUUCGAACCCAGAAAUCCAAAUACUUGGGAAAAUACGAACAUUAAUACGGGUUCAGCAGAAACGGACGCGUCGAAACCUAAAACAGAACACGUUAAUCCUGAGCAGUCUGAAUCUACAACGACGAAACACGUUUUCGAGAACGAUAAUUCUCACUGGAACCACGAACAUUCGCAUCAUUCAAUAGAAACUACCACCGAAGCAGAGGCUCGCAUUAAACCAUUAGUUACUGUAGAAUCAACAAUGCAAUCAUUUACUGCGCCUGUCUUUGAACAAGAGCCUACUGUUGAACCGGAACCAUCUGUCGAACCAGAAUCUAGUGCCGAGCCAGAGCCUAGUGCCGAGCCAGAGCCUAGUGCCGAGCCAGAGCCUAGUGCCGAGCCAGAGCCUAGUGCCGAGCCAGAACCUAGUGUUGAACCAGAGCCUAAUGCUGAACCAAAACCUAGUGCCGAACCAGAACCUGCCGCUGAACCAGAACCCAGUGCUGAACCAGAACCCGCUGCUGAGCCAGAACCUGCUGCUGAGCCAGAACCUACCAUUCCACCUGAAAUUACUGCUCAAUCAGAACACACUGUUAAACCGGAGUCCACAACUGUAUUAGAGCCUGCUGCCGAACCAAAUCCUGCUUCUGAAUCAGAGCCCACUGCAAAACCAGAAAUCGAAUCUACUGUAAAGUCAAUGCCUGUCACAGAAUCAGCAACAACUAUCGCAGCAGAUAGUGAGGUGAAGUCGAAAACGGAAUCGCACGACUAUUUGACGACAACAGAACCGUAUUUGGAAUCGAAAACUGAAAUAUCCAAUCAGCCUGAAUUCCCUGUUAAGCCGACGUCUCAUGACAAUACGUCCGCUGAAUCAUCUACACAGACGUCACUUUCAGACGAUGCUAGUACGACUGAUGUACCUAAAUCUCUUAUCGAUUUAACAGAUAAAAGUAAUUCCAAAAAUGACGAAACUUUAACCACAAUUGUAAAGCCUAAUGAGAAUCCAGAUGAUGAUGCAUCUUUAAAGGUAACGCCUUUAAUCUCUAAAAAUGAAUCUAAAGAUAUCACUGAUAACGUAGAAACUAAAACGGAAACAACGACGAUGCAGUCUCAUACCAGUAAGAGUGAUGAAAUUACUGAAAGCGCAACCGUCGAGGCCGGUCUUACCACUUUAAAUUAUGAAGAUUUAAAACAGAAUGUAUAUAUUACAUCAACCAAAUCUGAGAAUCGCGAGGAAUCAGUCACAGAGCAAUUUACACAAAAUCCUCAUCAGGAAGGUAAAGAAAGUGACUCUACUACAGAAAUAAAUUUUGAUGCAAAUUUAAGUAAUAUCCAUAAUUCUUCGAUUGAUAAAUUAUUACACGAUUUAAUAAACAAACAAAAAUCGAGCACCAACUCAGACGUUUUUGAACAUCUCAGUUCGACUACUGCGGCAACAAUCGUGCCGGUCACAUCAGUAGAAGAAAGAACAGAAUUCACUACUAAAUUCAUAAACAACAAUAGGCAUUCAUUUGCAGGACAUUUCCAUACAAUAGAAAUAAAUGGUGUAAGUAAUAGAAAUUCAGAAACAUAUAGUACUAAAGUACGCGAGACAACUACGAUACCAGAAAUUACUCCGACUGACAUAUUUACUCAGCCAAUACCUGGAUAUCGGGAAGAACACGCGCCCGAGCCCGCGCUGCCAACGGAUACGAACGAGAAAAAUGUCAUCGAGCAUAUGCCGACAACGAUCUUUCCUAAAGUACCGAAAAAUUUCGCCCACAACGUCGAGCCGUUGAGGGAACCUAUCGCGAAAUCAGCGGCGAAUGACGACGAGCAUAUCAUGCUGAUACCAAAAACCGAGCAACCAGUAGAAAUACAUGCGAUAAUUCCGCAACUCAUUCCGGAACAAGCGACGAAUAAAUCGCUGAGGGUAGAAAACUCGACGACGAAAGUGAACAAAUCUGCAGAGGAUGCAGCCUCGAUCGGCUCAUCCACGACGCGUUCUAAUGAGAAUAUCGUUCACACGAGCGGUAAUAGACACGCGGCGCGCCCCGAUGAAAUUCAAGAACAUACGACGAGUCAUCCCCUUCACCCGGCGAUAUUCCCAGAAAAUUCAGUGGAUCAUUUCACGGGAAAGACCGACGAGCGACCGGUUGAGGAUAUGUCACCGUUCUUACCGGACGUUCAGAAGGAGAAGGAAAGCAUGAAGAAAGCGCCACGCUUAGACAAGGACGAGCAAGACGUUCCUAAUCCUUUCGAAACCCACAUCGAUGAUGUUAUAACGCAUCGGCCGUUAAUACGUAAUAAUGCAGGCAGCGCGAACGAGACUGAAACCAAAGAUUUAUUGAAUGACGUUAAUUCACAUUCCACGAACGAUGAAAAGAAGACGGAUACCAAGAAGGAAACCACGCAGAAAAGUACGGCAGAUGAUGUAAGCAACAACGCUAAGGAUGCUGUUAAGAACAAUUUAAAUAUCAGUGAAAUCACACAGAAUUUAAAUAAUAUAAAAUUUUUUAUAAGCAUGUUGCAUCAAAAUAAUUCUGCGAAAUUAAUCGAUGGAACAGGAGACAUUACGGAUCGCAAAAAUGGCGGUUUCUCCAAAGACAACGACGAAGAAUUGAAAGUGUUUCCAUUGGCGAUAGACAGUAAAUCAGCAGAUUCAAUUUCUCAAACUACAAUGCAACCCAUAGAUAAGGAAGAAUCUGCUAAAGUCGUUAUAACUUCGGCUGGAAACGAAGUAAAAAAAGUAGUUGGAGGUAUCGCGAUAGAAAGCGGUAUUACGAGCUCAGAGAAACCAGAAGAAAACGCUGUCGAAGAUCAUUACAACGACAUUACGGAUGAGGCCUUGUCGAAGGGAUAUCGACACGAUAAAGUCAUAGAGUCAUCCAAGAAAGCGAUUUUGAAGGAUAUCGAUUCUGUAAAGGUUCCUUAUAAUGGCCCGCUUUCGUCGCUAACCCCGUUCGAUGUCAUAAAGAAGAAGAACGGGACGAACGAGAGGAUAUCUCUCGAGACGACGCAAAGUCCGAUAGUUACGAAAAUCGAAGGCGAUCAAAUGGAUGACGGUAGGCUGACCACGCAAGAACCGGUGUUGCCCAUAGAAAUCCAACAGGAAAUGUCCACGACGACGGCAACCGACAAAGUUGAAAUCACUACCGUAAUCGACGACGGCAAACACGAGGAGAACAAUACGGAACCGCCGAACGUUGGCCAAUCCGACGAGAAGGAAGCGUCUGUUACGGCAGCGCAGAUCACAACUCAAGCCACGCUGAUGGAGACUAAAACCACAGCGCAGAUCCCGAUCCUGCCAGAGGAGCUGCAAACGACGGAAAGCGACGUAUUAUCAACGACGUUGAGCGAAGAGAUGCCGAGUGAGGACAAGAAAAUGAAAGCUGGCGACAAAACCGUUUCGACGGAUGACGUCGAUGAUGAGACGAGGAAGAGCGAGGCCGAGAAGGAGAAUGCUGUUACUGCACCCAGCGAUAUAAUGGAUACGAAUAGCACGUCGGAAAGAAGCAUGGCAGCGACAACGAUGUACGAGAGUAACGUAAGCCUAGGAUCUGGGAAGAUAGAAUACGAUGAAAACGGCAGGGCGAUUGAAAGCGCGACGGAAAGCAUGAAAAUUGAGACUACUCGUAUGAUGUCCACGACGGAGAGAAAUGUUGCAAGUGGCGCAGAAGGCACCACGCCUAUGUCUAACGAUGCCACCACCACGGAGGACGUAAGGCCGGUCACGGAAGUGCUGGACGACACGCAGCCCAUGAUAGAUUACAGAAUGCUGUUCACCACGAUUCCGCCGAGGCCGAUGUUGCUCGACUCGGAACUGUCCGAGGAAGCGCUCAGGGUGAUACCUCUGGAGAAGAGUCAGGAGAGCAAGAAGAAGCCGAUCGACAAGAAGGGAUUCGACAAAUACAAAUAUAAAAAAGAAAAGGACCUGAGCUUGGAGGAUCAGAGUGAAGACGGAGUUUUAACGGAAAGGUACGAUCCGACCAUCCUUUCCCAGACGGAGCCGUCGAUUGCCACUGCAGACCGCGAGGAGCUCGACGACAGUGUGGUGAGCUCGGACAUAGACCCGAAUGUACCCAGGUUCACCGUGGCCGACAAGGAGGGCAACAUCCUGCCUAUAUCGAAGUGGAGAAACACGGGGAGCGCGGAGAGAAGCGAAAAUAGGGGUGCGGUCGCGGAGACGAAGCCCAAGAAUUAUCCCAGCUUCAUACCCGUGUCGGAAGAGAUAAUAGAGUCGGCACCAGUCACGGAGCCCUACGUAAUCAUGCGAAAUUACACUCGUCCCGCGAUCGCGCCGGGCAUCACGGAAAGAACGACGGCGAGCGAGACGACGGUCGAUGAAGGUCGUGCCAACGCGAGAGCGAAAGAAGCGGCUGAGCAACACUCCGCCUUUUUCCCGGAUCAAUUAUUCAGCGACGAAGCGGAAGUGGAUCGCGUCACGGAAGGGUCGACCGCGCGAACUUCGGCGAUAAACGCGAAGAUCGAGAGUACCACCGCUGUCGUUAGCGAUUCUUCGGAUUCUCCUGGGAUCCUCUCGAAAUGCACCACAGGCCAAUUUCAGUGCGUUAACGGAACGUCCAGAAGCGGCGCGUAUUGCGUGCCGCAAUCUGCCAAAUGCGACUCCGAGAACGACUGUUCCGACGGCUCGGAUGAGUUGAACUGCGAGGCGGAGGGUUGUCCUGGUAACUUCCGCUGCGCCAACGGGCAGUGCCUGAAAAGGCAUCUCGUCUGCAAUAAGAUUGUGGACUGCGACGACGGCAGCGAUGAGCACGACUGCGAGAACUGGCAGUGCCAGUCUGACGAAUUUAAAUGUCCAAACGGAAGAUGCAUUCCGGGAUUAUGGCAAUGCGACGGUCGGCCCGACUGUGAAGGGCAUCGGGACGAGUACAAUUGCGCGGAAAACUGCGGGAACAACGAAUAUCUGUGUCCAACAGAGAAGUGGUGCAUCCCGCAAGCGUGGCAUUGCAACGGAAUUGCCGAUUGCGUCAACGGGGAAGACGAGAAAUUGUGCGACUGUGCCCUGGAUCAAUUCAAGUGUCAAACCGGCGGCGGAUGCAUCCCCCGGAAUCAAAUCUGCGACGGCAUCGAGAAUUGCCCGGAUUAUUCGGACGAAUGGGAUUGCCUAAUCGCCAAUACCACCGCGGACCGAAAUCUCACUAACGCGGAAACGGAUAGCAGCACGGCGAGCGAACCGACUAAUCGCGUGCCAUUUUUGAAAAUAAGACAACACGACGGCGAUUAUCGACUAGUCUGCUCGGACGGGUGGAGCGAAGAAUUCAGCGAUUCCUAUUGUCAGGCUCUGGGAUUCGCCGGAUCUGACGAGACGAUCAAAUCAUUCGCGUGGGAUAGAAGUCAGAAAAUUCUAAGACUGAAGACAAACCCUAAUUAUCGCCUGCCGCUAGUCACGAAUUUAGAGGAAGUGGGAUUCUGCGUGUCGGACAGGCUCGUGCAAGUGUCGUGCCAGGAGUUUACUUGCGGUCUGCGUUAUGCGGAGGAGCCGACCGCGAGAUUGGCAGGUGGGACUACAGCCAAUCAUGAGCAAUGGUCCAGCGUGGCCUUGUUGAAGGAAUCGGAAGACGGAACCGCUUGUACAGCCAGUAUACUCGGCCCUAUGCACGCUCUAGCCAGUUAUUCUUGUAUUCACAGACACAAGGAGAAGAGCGGAUGGCAACUUUUCACCGGCGGGAAUAUGUUGAAAGGGAACGCCGUUAAAAACAUCGUGCCCUAUCCUCAAGUGAAGUAUAAUCAGUUCCUGUAUAAUAAUGACAUCGCUCUGAUCGAAUUAGGGGAGCCGUUAGUAUUUUCCAGAAACGUUAGUGCCGUAUGUCUUCCCCGACAGUCUAUCCAGCCGAGGCAGAUUUGCGUAACGGCAGGGUGGGGAUUCCUUAUGAAUGGGGAAAUGAAUUUGCAGCAAUAUCUCAAAUUCUUGUCUGUUCUGACGAAUGAUUCCGAUAAGUGUAACGCCACGAGUCAUUAUGCAGGAUUCAUCACAGAACACGAUAUAUGCACGGACAAAGGCUCCUGUUACAAUGACGAAGGAGCGCCACUGAUGUGUGCCAGUGAAUCGCAGGGUGCUUCGGAAAGAUGGGAAAUCCAGGGAUUACUAAGUCAUCACAGCAGAUGUUCGAGGGGUCAUCCGGCAAUUUACUCGAGCUUGGAACCAGCGCUCUCGUGGUUGCGCGAAACAGUGCCAGCUUUGCGAACGGAAGGCUAAAUCAUUAUUAUUAUUAUCAAUUUCUCGAAGCGUAUAAGAAGCCGAUGCUUCAUUUAGACAAGAAAAUCGCACAGUUUUAAUAAGAAAACGAUCGUGAUUUUAUAUAUAUAUAUAUAUAUAUAU